This is a messenger RNA of Penicillium soppii, 3582 nucleotides long. Its product is annotated as DUF3659 domain-containing protein. The transcript is spliced from 2 exons. NCBI's taxonomy places the organism in Eukaryota, Fungi, Ascomycota, Eurotiomycetes, Eurotiales, Aspergillaceae. The coding region runs from base 1 to 3582 and encodes 1193 amino acids. The record is from RefSeq and is a predicted model, not a curated record.
AUGCAACCGCAAGCGAAAAACCGAUUGUUCUCUGCGAAGAAGCAGUCGCUUCCCCCUGAAAAGUCCAUGGGAAAGAAACCAGCUCCUCAAAGUCCUCUGCCAGGAAAAGCUGCGUCGGAUAUCCAAUCUCCAGGACCAGAGAACCCUAUCACCAGACCAUUCCCCCCAAGAGCCCUCAAAAAGAAUCUCCCCAAGUUGCCAAAGAAACCGGGAAGCAAAAAUUUGUCUUCUGGGUUCCAAGAGAAAAGAAACUAUGGAAAAGAAAUCCCCGCAACCGAGAAACCUGAGGUUGCAAAUGAAUUGAAAACGGAGGAUUUGGAAUAUGAGCAGACAAUGCCCAUACAAGAGCCCACCCAAGGGCCUGAAGAGACGCUGAAUCUCACAGAAGACACGCACGAGGAUAUACAACAAUUAUCCGAGCAUCAGAGAAAAUUUGAAUCAAAAGAGCGAGGUUCAGCUUCUGGGUCUGGCGAAGGUUCCAUGUUCCAAAAGGAAAAUUCCCCUGCUUCCCGCCCAUCAGACUCUGCAGAAACUGCCAAGGACGUGAACGGCCGGACCGUGUCUGCUCGAUCUCAAGGUACCUACGAUGUUCAGGAUGGCAUUCCAGGUUUAGCGAAGAGAUUCAAAUCAGAUGGAGGUGAUCUUGCAACUAGGCUCGAGGAGAAAGUUCCCAAUCAUCCGACCAAGCUGUCUGACUUGGAAGGUCUCGAAUUAAUUGGGAAGAGACAGAUACUCGAUGAUUAUGGCAAAGCGGUUGCAACAAUUGUUGAGGGUGAGCCCAGUGACCUUGUCGGCCAGGUGGUUGGGGCAGAUGGUGAAAUAUUAGACGAGGAUGGUGAUCUCAUCGGCCGCAUUGAAUUGAUCAGCGAGGAGACACCAAAAGAAGCUGAUGCAGUCAAAGAAGCGGUCGCUAUGGAUCAUCUCCCGAGCUUGCAGGACCUCACAAACUUGCCAAUCGGAAAGGACGGUGCAGUCAAGGACAAAUAUGGGAGACUCUUAGGUCACCUCAUUGAAGGUGACCCUGAUGAUUUACUCGGCGAGACUGCCAAUGAGAAUGGUGAAGUGCUAGAUGAAGAUGGUGACUUAAUCGGGCGGGUCGAGCUUACCUCUCUGAUCCAAGUUAAAGAGAAGAGUGAUGAGGCUGAGCAUACUGGUGCCGAGUCACUUUCCUCGGCUGCCAUGCUUCAAGACAGAGAAACCAGCAAAGGCAGCAAAACUCUAAAUGAUGAAGGCCAUCAUCUGGGUCGAGUCUUAGAAGGUCAAUCCGCCAAGACUUUGUCAGAAAAAGUCCCAGAUGAGCUCGGUGAAAUUUUAGACUCUACUGGAGAGGUGAUUGAACAAGUCCACCCAGUUCCAGAAAAAGCUGCAAAUGUUUCCAUGCAAGAGUUCGAACAGAAAACGGUACCCAGUGGCAGGGAGGAUGGUUCCACAGAGGAUGGACCGGAAGAAGAAAAUUCAGACAUGAACGCGCCAAAGAAAACCUCCCAGGAAUUACCUGAUAUCUCUACGCUAGAAGGACUGAAGUGUAACAAAUUUGGAAACAUUGUCGACAAAGAAGGUUAUCCUGUUGGCGAACUGAUUGAGGGAAAUCCAAAAGAGCUAUCUCAAGGAGGGUUGAAGCUUGAUAAACGUGGCCAGUUUUGUGACAACCGAGGCAAUAUCUUGGGUGUGGCGCAGGUCGUUCGAAAUAAGGACGAGGGCCCAUUCGCAGAAUUUGAUGAUCUCGUCGUGAUUGAAGAUGGAUGGGUUGCAGAUGCAACCGGGGCUCGAGUAGGCCAGGUUGUCGAUGGUGAGGUUAAACAGCUCCUUGGCCGAGCUGUCGAUGACAAUGGAGAUAUUCUAGAUAAGCGAGGAAAUCCCAUUGGACAUGCUGAGCCCUGGCAAGAGCUAGAGCCGGAAUUGGAGCCGGAAGAAGAAGUCGACUUGUCUACCUUGAACGGGCUGUUUCCCAACAAGCUUGGUUUUGUCACGGGACCAGGUGGCGUUCCAGUACUUCGAGUUAUGGGAGGGGACUUGAAAAAGCUCGUGGGUGGGAUCAUCGACGACAAAGGCCAGCUGUGGAACGACGAUGGGGAUAUUAUCGGCCGAAUUGAGCCCAUGUCAGAAGAUGAACGCAAGACUCCACGGCUUUUCAGCGACCUGGGGAACCUGGCGGCCAAGGAAGAUGGGCUUGUUAAAAAUGAAUAUGGCAAUGUGGUUGGAAGGCUCAUUGACGGAAAUCCUCGGCAAUUGAAAGGAAAGGCUGUAGAUGAUGAUGGUGAUGUUAUGGAUAAUCGAGGCAAUGUGACAGGGCACGCCGAGCCAUACACUCCAUGCGAAGAGUGCGAACAGCCAGAAAGAGACUUGUCCGAACUCGAAGGGAUGACAGUCAACGAAUUCGGAGAAGUGGUCGACGAAACGGGUGCAGUGGCUAGGCGACUCAUCUCGGGUAAUCCCAAGAGGCUGAAUGGAAAGAAGGUGGAUGGAGAAUGUCAGCUAUGGGGUGAUGAUGGGAUAGUGCUCGGCAAAGCUGAACUUGUUCCUGUCGAUGAGCGAGAGAAACCUGAAGGGUUGUCUUAUGGGCUUGACGGUUUGACUGCGACAAAAGAUGGAUCUGUGACAAAUGCAACAGGAGAAGUGGUCGGCAGGCUGAUCGAGUGGGACCCAUCAAAACUUGCUGGUCGUGCUGUCAAUGAAAAUGGUGCGAUUGUGGACAAAGUGGGAAAUUCCAUUGACCGCGCCGAGCGAUGGAUCUCAGAGGAAAAGCCACGCGAUAGAAAUCUUAUGAGAGGCCAAAAGGUCAAUCGAAAUGGCGAGGUCCGGGACGAAGAUGGCAAGUUGAUGGGCAGAUUUACUGUGGGUAACAUCAAAGCGUUGGUGGAUAAUACCGUGCAUGAAAAUGGGAAACUCAUUGAUAGCAACGGCAAUAAGAUUGGCGAAUGCACGCUGGAGGAUAAUCUGCCAGAGCCUGAUGAGCCUGAAGAGCUCGAGGAGCCCGAAAACUUACCGGAAGAAGCCGAAAAAUGGGUCAAAGAAGAUCAUGACCGGGAUUUAGUCAAGAAAAUAUCAAGCGUUGUACAAAAAACACUGGAGUCGGUGGAGCCGCUUUGCAAGCAAAUCACAGAGCAUCUUCAAAUAGCAGAACUUACACCACAAGACGAUUUGGAUGAAGAGAAACUUGUCCAGACCGUGAAACCUCUGGUUCAAGAUGCUAGCAGCAUAUUACAGAAGUGUAAAAGUACUGUUCGUGCGCUUGACCCCGACAGUUCCAUUGCGGCAUCUGCAAAGGUCCACACUUCUUCUGACGAGGCGACGCCGGAUGAAUAUCAGUUAGCAGACUUGUUGAAGAUAUUGACGCAGAAUGUGUCUACUACCAUGGAAAGUGGCCGUUGUCAAAUCGCAAAUAUGCCUCGCGCGAAGAAAAAGCUGAAUCAGAUGUGGUCGCUGCUUUCCGAUGCGCUGUUCCAAAUUAUUUCAGCAGUCUGCCUGCUCCUGAGCGGUGUACUCGGACCUGUAAACAACAUUUUACGCGAGCUUGAACUUGGCGAGCCUGUUCAUGGGCUUCUCGGUGGUCUUGGACUCGAUCAACUGGCGAGACUUUAA